UUAAUGUACAGUGCUGACUGAAAGUGAGAUCACAAUUUAGCCGGUAAAAUGUCUUCAUCUCCCUCGGAGCCUUCAGACAUUAAAAGUGAUGCACCUAAAGAGAAGGAUUAUCGGACCCCUGGAUUCAGGGGAAUAAAGACGACCAGUCUGUUCCGAGCUGUCAACCCUGAGCUCUUCAUCAAACCAAACAAGCCAAUAAUGGCGUUUGGACUAUUUACAAUAACAAUGUGUGUUGCCUAUAUUGCUUAUUUACAAGCAACAGAGGAAAAUAAAAAGGACUUGUAUGAAGCAAUUGACAGUGAAGGAAACAGGUACACAAGAAGGAAAAACUCCAGAUGGGAUUGAAAUGUGAAUG
Nanorana parkeri is the source of this 355-nucleotide messenger RNA. RefSeq names its product small integral membrane protein 8 (gene SMIM8). NCBI's taxonomy places the organism in Eukaryota, Metazoa, Chordata, Amphibia, Anura, Dicroglossidae. The record is from RefSeq and is a predicted model, not a curated record. The coding region runs from base 49 to 345 and encodes 98 amino acids. The transcript is spliced from 5 exons.